Molecule: messenger RNA, 258 nt
Organism: Cooperia oncophora
Lineage: Eukaryota; Metazoa; Nematoda; Chromadorea; Rhabditida; Trichostrongylidae
Source: the annotation of a GenBank genome assembly
AUGAGCUGGCGACUAGAUGACUUCAGGAAAUAUUCUAUCCGUUAUCACGAUGAAAUCCUUUACUGGUUUCAGGAUCUCUGCGAGUGCCAUCACAAUCCACCGUGUUCCCCACCUGUCGACUACAUAAUGCUGCCUGGUUAUCAUCGAGCCGACGAAUUUCUCGUGGUAAACUGGCCAAAGGAAUGCGCGGAAUUGUGGCAGCUUGUCUGGUCGCACAACUGCCAAACUAUGGUUCUACUGGGUAAAUGCUGCUGUUGA